CAUAUCUACUUUCCCUCCGAACGUUGCUUUUUAGACAACGUAACGUUUAUACAAUAAAUAAUUCAGUAUUAUUGAAAACGAGAGAGAAUGUGUUUGGUAGCUGAUUGAUCAGUAAAAGUUUUAAAUUUGUGGUUGAUUGUAAUAGUGUUACAAGAAAUAUUUUUCAAAAUGGAUAAAAGUUUAUUAAAUAUAAUAUUGCUUGGCGUGGCAUUUAUGUUCGUCUUUACGGCCUUUCAGACUAUGUCAAACAUACAAAAAACCAUCACAGAUAGUAUUGAAAAAGAAGAUCAUUCCUACAAUGGAGACGCAUAUUAUAGCCAGGCCAUCAUUUAUUCAUUUUUUUCAAUAUUCAAUUGGUCAGCGCCGUCAGUCAUUAGUAUUAUUGGUCCUAAGUUCUCAAUGUUUUUGGGUGGUACAGUAUAUGUAACCUUCAUUUUACAAUUUCUAGCCCCAAAGGUUUGGGGUAUGUAUUUGUGCAGCGCACUUAUGGGGAUUGGAGCAGCUAUGAUAUGGACGGGUCAAGGAAAUUAUUUAACACUCAAUUCUACAAAGAAAUUAAUUACAAGAAAUUCCGGAAUUUUUUGGGCGCUAUUGCAAUUAAGUAUGUUUGUUGGAAAUACGUUCGUCUUCUUUGCUUUUAAAGGAAAAGAUGAAAUUGACAAAAGUACAAGAACGUUAGUCAUAUCGACGUUAUCUGCUGUUGGUAUUGCAGGACUCGUGGUAUUGUUUCUACUUCCAAAAGCUUGGAAAGAAGAGGAAGACGAUGAAGAAGACGAUGUUGAUAAAAUUAAUAAUGAAGGACCUCUUAAGGCAUUCACAGGAGCAGUCAAACUCUUCUUCACAUCAAGGAUGUGUUUACUUAGUUUAUCUUUCUUAUACACAGGUUUGGAACUGGGAUUUUUCAGUGGAAUAUAUAGUUCCUGUCUUGGAUUCACUAAGAAAUUUGAAAACCGUAAAGAGCUUGUGGGAAUUUCUGGUAUAUUGAUGGGCGCUGGUGAAGUUAUAGGUGGUGGAAUAUUCGGUAUUUUCGGCCGCCAAACCGUGAAAUGGGGAAGAGAUCCUGUGGUGGCUAUGGGUUUUGUGCUUCACGCCAUAGCUUUCGGUAUAAUAUUCCUUAACUUGCCUAAUGAUUCGCCGUUUACGGACACUGACGAAAACGCUAUAAUAAACAGCAACGCGUACUUGGCUAUUUUGUGUUCCUUCCUACUAGGAUUAGGAGAUUCGAUUUAUAAUACUCAAAUUUUGUCUCUCUUGGGAACAGUCUACUCGGAGAACAGUGCACCAGCUUUCGCUAUUUUCAAAUUCAGUCAGUCAAUUGGAGCAGUAAUAACCUUUAUUUCGGCUAAAUCAUUACUACUUCACUAUCAAUUAGCAAUUCUUUUAACGAUGGCAGUUGUUGGUACACUUUCCUUCAUAAAAGUGGAAUGGAACACAAAAAAACAGAAAACUUUAUUGGCCACCGAAACUGGUAAAAACAGUGAGGCAUUGACUGAUUCAGAAUGAUGACUGAAUCUUUUUUAGCGAAUGUGAUUGUAAAUUUUUUUAAAUAAAUCAAUAUUUUUGUAUAAAAA
Molecule: messenger RNA, 1571 nt
Organism: Diorhabda carinulata
Lineage: Eukaryota; Metazoa; Arthropoda; Insecta; Coleoptera; Chrysomelidae
Product: UNC93-like protein MFSD11
Exons: 7
Coding region: 169-1503 (444 amino acids)
Source: RefSeq, a predicted model, not a curated record